UUUCAAUAUGAGGGUAGGGUACAUAAUGAUACAUAAUGAAUGUCUGAAAUAUCAGAUAACUUUAAUAAGUUUAAUUUCUCAAACACUUAUCAUAUAUAGCAGCCCUGAAACUACCGCACAUUCCGAGGCGCCAAAGAACCGUUGCAUUUUCGUGCAUGUGUAUAUGUUUGUGUGUGUGCACAGUAUUUUGUCCAAUAAAACUUUUAUUUAAUUUAAUUUCAUGUCAUGUCUAUUUUUACUGGCCCAAACAUGUGGUCGUUCGAUGAGGACAAGUGUCACAUCUGCAAGCGCGUAUUUUGUUGCGGUAAAUGCCGCAAUAAGCAUCAGUUCAACACCCACGCCAUUGCAGUGAGCGAGCCCCUCGCUGUGGCUAGUGCUGUCGGCAUAGUCGAACAUAAAAUCGAAAUGGAGUCGGGACGGACCACCAUCUACGUGUUCUGUCCCAUAUGCGAGCGGAAGCCCCUUGUGCUGUGUGCGGAAAUCUAUGCGGAGCUAUUGGCGCACAUCGAGACCGCCCACCUGCCGCUGCGGUGCCGCAAGUGCUUACGCAACUACACGAGGAUCGACGAUCUGCGAGAGUUUAGCAAGUGCGUGGACAUGCGACAGGACUGCAGUGGCAGCAGCAGCGAUCUGACAUCCAAUUCGGAAACAUCCAAGGUGACUAUAAAGCAGGCGCUGGCCAUGGUCCCCGCUUCGAAUGCGCCAAUGUGCACCAGCACCAUUUCCACCCAGACCUCGCCGGGUGUGACGCCCAUUUCGCUGAUCAAUAUGCGCUGGAAGGCCAAGAGUCGUGUCACCCACGAGGAGAUGAUAAGCGAUAGUGUCUCCUCCAUCAGGAAUAUUUCAUCCAUCAGUAAUGGCUCGAUUAGGCGCAGCAUCGGUCAGCUGACCAGCCUGCAUGAAACCGUUGAAAAGGGCAAGGUAAUUCGUUCCACUUCGACGCCCGUCCAGCUGGAGUCGAUGUUUGCCAAGCCCAAGGAGCCGCUCACCUUCAAUGCCUCCAACGGGGGACAUGUGUCGAGCAUCUAUCAGGAGGAGCAAAGCCCGGCCCCUGAUGCCAAUCCAAUCCAGCAGCAGCAUCAGCAGCAGCAGCUGCAGCAGCAGCGUCCCUGGAAAGUGGGAGCUCGCAGCAAGAUGACCGCCGUGACCCCCCUGCGUCAGGUCAUGUCCAAGAGCAUUCAGAAAGCCUUUGUCGAGCAUGGGGCAAUGCUUGUUCCUCCCCCCACUGGUCUCAUGCAGCGGCGCGUUCGUCUCGAUCUCAGCGAUAACAAUAACCACUCGGCCGAUGGGGCAGCAGCUGGAUCAUCUGCGCUCGACCUGCGCCUUUCGCCCGUCGUUCGACGAACUCAAAGUGAGAGCUCCUCAUCGGAAGUGAGUUCCUUGUUGCAUCCCCAUGAUCUCUACCAGCGACAAUUCAUGCUCUCGGCCCAGAAACUGACCACAGAGUCGAUUAUCAUUACCAGGACCAUGCCCUCAAGCAUGGGGGAGAGUCACGGGUCCACCGUUUACAAUUCCUGCGAGAGUGUGGAGAUCAUCCGAUCCACCUCGGAGUCGGCGGAGCUACAUGUGCCGCCCAUUACACCGAUAACCAGAGUUUCUGGCGCUUCCAUUAACAAGAAGCAGAUUAAGUUUGAGACACCGCACAAGAGCCAGGAAGCAGCCUCCCAGAGCGGGGAGGAGGAGAGCAAGGAUACAUUCUACACACCGAAUACGGGCACACCGGAGCGUCCAGAGCGGCGCCUACAGUCGAUUGUGCCGCGCCAGAUAAGCGGUGAGUUCUCCCCCGCCAUCAAGAAGGAGAAGUCUGUGUCAUUCAUGCAUCGUGCGUUAUCGCCACCGGAACGUCCCAGAGCUCGUCCGCCGCUGCGCGAGUGCCACAAGCUGAAAACCUUCAGUGGGGUCCAGGACCUGCCAGUGGGUCAAAGUCCUGAGGAAGAUGAAGAUGAGGUUUUUUUGCCCACCAAUGCCUCCACACGUAAAGAUAAGAAGCGGGAUCAGGGCACUGGGCGUCUCUGGUCCAUAAUGAGCACCAUGAUGCGUCUGCCGGCCAAAUUGCGGGGCGACAAGAACGACAAAGAGAACAAGGAGAACAAUGGAUCAUCUGGCUCCCUGAUCAAACGUUGCGCCUCGAUAGCAGGCUCUCUUGUGCGCACCUCGACCCGGGAUGCGGAUGAUGUGCAGCCCCUGAAGCGGAAGCGCACUCAGACACUAGAUAAUCCGUACUGUAAUUCCAUGUCGCCGUCCAGUUCGUCGAAGCGGUAUCGCAUCCGGCCCAGGGAACCGAUUGAGCGGAUGCGACAGACCUAGCCAAUAGUUUUAUGUAUUGUAUUUCAUGUUUUUUUUUUAUAUUCAAUUAAAAGUCUUGUGUUUUUGCAUAUUCCGUUAUCCUGGCAGAGUUGCAUAAGGCGCAGCGUUGCCAUACAGCCAUACAUACACUGAUAUCCCAGCGCUGGCACAAGUCCAGGUACAGUUAAUUUAAAUAAACCGAAACAUUUGCAACGAA
This is a messenger RNA of Drosophila obscura, 2503 nucleotides long. It is a transcript of the gene fs(1)Ya, whose product is annotated as mitosis initiation protein fs(1)Ya. The coding region runs from base 226 to 2307 and encodes 693 amino acids. NCBI's taxonomy places the organism in Eukaryota, Metazoa, Arthropoda, Insecta, Diptera, Drosophilidae. The record is from RefSeq and is a predicted model, not a curated record. The transcript is spliced from 2 exons.